UUUUAAUUAAUAUUUUAAAUUGUAUCGUUAUAAGGAAUCUUUUGCUUUAAAUAUGUCUGGACCAAACGGAGAUCCCAAUAUUUCAGCUGAUGAUGGAAUAAUCGAGGAUGAAGAUGAAUUCAGUGAUGAAGAAUACGCAGCGAUCGACUCCAUGCUGGACCAGAUCAACUCGUGCCUGGACGACAUCGAGGAGAAGAACGACUCUCUGAACGGGAAACUUCACGAGCUCCUGGAGUCCAACAGACAAGCCCGACGAGACUUCAGAGAACAGCUGAGUGAUGAAGAACGUGACCAUCCUCAUCCUCCAGAAGAAGACCCAGCGUCCAGAGACACACAGACCCGAGACUAG
Molecule: messenger RNA, 349 nt
Organism: Rhinichthys klamathensis goyatoka
Lineage: Eukaryota; Metazoa; Chordata; Actinopteri; Cypriniformes; Leuciscidae
Gene: bbln
Product: bublin coiled coil protein
Exons: 2
Coding region: 53-349 (98 amino acids)
Source: RefSeq, a predicted model, not a curated record